Messenger RNA from Rhizophagus irregularis DAOM 181602=DAOM 197198, 2210 nucleotides. The record is from RefSeq and is a predicted model, not a curated record. Lineage: Eukaryota; Fungi; Glomeromycota; Glomeromycetes; Glomerales; Glomeraceae.
CCGAAAUUUGCUUUCAUAUCAGGUAGGUUUAGAUUCUUCGGAAUUCGUGAAAUGUCAGACGGUUGCAAAAAAAAUUUGCGGUGUGCAUGUACAGUAAAUAUAGGUGCAACGUUGUGUUACCGAACAGUAGAAGUAAUUUUCGUCAGUUUUUAAAUAUUUAAUUUUUUUCUUUUUGUAAAUAAUAUGUCAAGAAGAAGACAACGAAAUGUUCAACACUCAUCAUCAUCAUCAUCAUUACAAAAACAAAAGGAUGAACAUGUUUUCUCUAUAACACAAUUAUGGACAUUACCUAGAACAACACUAUUAUUAAUUACUCCAAUCUUAUCGUCAACAAUUCUUCAAGUAUCUCCUCGAUACAUUGAACCAGUUUAUGGAAAUGUUUUUUCGUCAUUAUAUUUUGAUCAAGCGGUUAUUGCUUCGUUAUUUUUUGGUAUUAUAAUCGGAAUCGGAUUCGUAGCCAAAUCAAAAGAUUUAACUUCAAAAGUUAGGGAUGAAAAAUUAUCUAGAGCAUUAAUAUUUGGCAUUGAUUUGUGUGGAAUUAUAUUAGCGUUAUCACCGCUAAAUAUUAAAGUUUUAUAUAGACUUAGUGAAAUACUCGGUCCAUAUAUUGGACCUCACGCUACGCAGCUUGGGUUGGCAUACCCGGUCAUAUUCUUAUUAGGAUAUCUUAAUACAGUUGUUUGUGCUCGUUUAUCAAGGGAACAACACUUCCCAGUAAUACGAUGGACUCCUUACAUUGCUAUGCAUAUUACAAUAACUGCAACAGUAACCUAUGUUCUUUAUAAUAUAGAAACUAGGGGUAAAACUUGCCAUAGAUUAUAUUUUGCAAGUAUAUUAAUAACUUUAAUUGGUGCACUUUUUAAAUUUUUAUUAAAAACUUAUGGUGAAAUGAAUUUGAUCGAAGAUGCAGCUCAAAGAUAUAAAAAAUUAGCUGAUGUUUCUCUAUCUAAUAAAAUUCGGUCAACAAGUUUCUUAUUAUUACCACAAAUAUUUAUCGUAAUAAUUGCAAUAUACAAUUCUAAUUUUAAUUCACAUUGCAAUACUGGAAUUUCACAGAAAACAAUUGUAGAUGACGUAGAAUAUACGGUUCUUGCACGAAAUGAAUCAAUUACCGGAUGGAUUGAAAUUGUUGAAGAAAUAGGACCUCGAAAUAUACGCGUAAUGCGUGCAGGUCACUCAUUAUUAGGGGGCGUUUAUAAAAAAUCGAAUGAUUCGGUAUUUGGGUCUUUCUAUUUUUUAGAAGCCGUAAGAUUAAUAGGAAAUCGGAAUCAAGUUGGACAGGAAAGAGCACUUCAAAUUGGUCUAGGAAUUGGAGUAUCGGCAAAAUCAUUACAAGCACAUAAUGUUUUAUUAAAUAUAGUAGAAUUGGAUUCCGCAGUUUAUAAUUACGCGAUAAAUUACUUUGGUCUUGAACCUAAGCACAAUAUAUAUAUUCAAGAUGGAAGGAAAUUUAUAAAUGAUGAACAUUCUCAAUCUUAUGAUUAUGUUUUACAUGACGUGUUUACUGGUGGUUCGGUUCCUCCUUCGUUAUUUUCUCUUGAAGCUUUAGAACAAAUUAAGAGGAUUCUGAAGAAAGAUGGUGUUUUAGCGUUGAAUUUUGUUGGAUCUGAACAAUGGCCACAUGCUGAAAGUUUAGCGCUAGUGAAAAAUACAAUUAGUGCAGUAUUUCCAUAUUACAAAUGUUUUAGAGAAGGUCCAACAGAAAAAAGUUCAUUUCAAAACAUGAUAUUUUUUGCCUCAGUUAAACCAAUAAUCUUUAGAAAUCCAACCAAUGAUGAUUUUAUGGGUAGUGCAAUGAGAGAGUAUAUGUUAGGAAGUUUUAUGCAAUGGUCAAUUGAUUUAACCAAAUUGAGGAAUGUAACGGAUAUUAUUACAGAUUUAAAUAAUCCUUUGGAUAAAUUACAACAUUUAUCAGCUUUUGAGCACUGGAAGAUUAUGAGAAAUUUAUUCUCUCAAGAAAUUUGGAUAAAUUAUUAAAAAAUGCUAUGAUGUAAGUUAAACACUUGACAGUAUAGCAUACAACGUAUAAUGCAACCAUUACAACUUAUUAAUCCUUUAAAAUCUACUUUGAUUUCACAACACUAUUUCGUUUAUAAGAAUAUGAUUCAAUAAUUUGAUUUUGAGUUGAGCAUAUGUGAUUUGAGUUGUAUAAUAAAUAAAUACACUUUAUAAGUGAAAUGUAUAAAUAAUUAAUAAAAAUUGAUUUUUUC